GGAAAUGAUGCGGAAAGUGUGUCGGAACCUAUCUGGUGCUGGAAGAUCAGUUCUUCUUAACAGAAUCAGAGAUUCAAGAAGGCAAAUAAGCAUGGCUAGACCUACGGAUAAUGGCGGGGAUCAAGGAACUGGAGGUCAAACUAACUGGUACACUCGGUAUCUGAUCCUGGGACCUGCAGGGGCUACUGGCGCUGUGCUGACUGGGAAGGAUGAUGAGGAAAAUGAACUGUUAGAGGCAGAAGACUUGGAGUUCGAGAUAGCUCAGGCGGGUGAAAGCAAGUUCAGGAAGACUCGGUUAUUUAAACACUUUUGUUCUUUUGCUUCCAUCAAAUACAAAACAGAGAUGUAUAUGACAGCAGACGACUUCUUUACUGCUAGUAAGGGAACAUUUUAAAUUUGAGUUAAACUUGGUUCCUAAACGGUCAGAUAACUCAUUUAUAUUUAAACAACGUCUUGAAAUACA
Molecule: messenger RNA, 463 nt
Organism: Bolinopsis microptera
Lineage: Eukaryota; Metazoa; Ctenophora; Tentaculata; Lobata; Bolinopsidae
Exons: 3
Coding region: 5-394 (129 amino acids)
Source: RefSeq, a predicted model, not a curated record